Messenger RNA from Ostrea edulis (European flat oyster), 1089 nucleotides. RefSeq lists its product as uncharacterized. Gene Ontology annotation, biological process: DNA integration. NCBI's taxonomy places the organism in Eukaryota, Metazoa, Mollusca, Bivalvia, Ostreida, Ostreidae. Bases 1 to 1089 code for a protein of 362 amino acids. The record is from RefSeq and is a predicted model, not a curated record. Gene Ontology annotation, molecular function: nucleic acid binding. The transcript has a single exon.
AUGGGUAUAGAAAAAUGUCUACAGAGAGCCCGAUCGUCUGUGUUUUGGCCCAGAAUCUCAGCCGAUAUUACUACCCUGGUUUCGAACUGUGAUGUAUGUUUGAAACAUAGAUACUCAAACAGUAAGGAACCCCUUCAACCUCACCCCAUACCUGAUUACCCCUGGCAGGUAGUAGCAAUUGAUCUUUUUGAGUGGGACGACAAGAAUUUCCUUAUUGUCAGUGAUUACUAUAGUCGUUUCUUCGAGGUUGUCCAACUUCGUGAUACUAAGAGCAAAACUGUUAUACAGAAACUGAAAAGCAUGUUUUCUCGACUAGGUAUCCCCCAGAAAGUCAUAUCAGACAAUGGCCCGCAAUAUUCUUCUCAAGAAUUUGCUACAUUUGCAACAGAAUAUGAUUUUGUUCAUGCUACCUCUUCUCCCAGACACCCUCAGUCUAACGGGUUAGCCGAGAAGACUGUUCAAAUCGCAAAGCGCAUAUUUGAAAAGUCCAAGACUGAUGGCCGUGAUCCCUACCUUGGCAUACUUGAAUACCGCACCACCCCUCUUGAUAUUGGGUAUUCUCCAUCAGAACUAUUACUCGGUCGACAGUUGCGCUCAGUAUUGCCUGUUCUUACUGAUCAGCUUAUACCCAAGGUCAUCAACCACAACAAUGUCAAGAUCAAACUUGGUCAGAGCCAUGCACAGCAAAAGUUUUAUUUUGAUAGACAGACUAGACCCCUUCCGCCCGUUGAGAUAGGCGACAGUGUGCUAUUUCAGCAAAAUGACAAACUUUGGAAACCUGCCACCAUUAUUUCCAAAGUAGAUAAUAGGUCAUAUAUUGUAGGCACUCCAAACGGAGGUACAUAUCGUAGAAAUAGGGCCCACUUGCUGAAAACCAAUGAGGCGAAUGAAGCAUGGGACCCAGCACUUCCUAUCUUUACAGAACCUAGUGUUGACACUCAUGACACAUCAUCCAAACCAGCAACACAGGCAUCUCCAUGCAAACCAGCCAUUCAUUCACCCAAAUCACCUCGCACACACACUGACAACAAUCCCUACAUUACACGCUCUGGCAGGGUCAGCAUCCCCAAGAUAAAACCCUCCAUGUAA